Mytilinidion resinicola is the source of this 2187-nucleotide messenger RNA. RefSeq names its product amidase signature enzyme. Lineage: Eukaryota; Fungi; Ascomycota; Dothideomycetes; Mytilinidiales; Mytilinidiaceae. The transcript has 8 exons. The record is from RefSeq and is a predicted model, not a curated record. Bases 1 to 2016 code for a protein of 671 amino acids.
AUGGCACUCAAGAACGUCGGUAUCGCAGAGACAAUGAAGUUUACUAGGCUGGUCGUGCUUUUCACCCUGUUUUGGGGAUUUGGGAUAGCUUCACCCAUCAAAGUUCUCUUAACCAACUACGACGGCUCAAUAGCCUACUCGCUGGGCAGUUCGACGAGACCGUACUAUAUUCCCUCUCCAGGAAAGUCAGCAGCUGUUGGCAAUUACAGCAUUGGUCAGGGCGGGGGUAAUUGGGAGCCUGAAUUUGUUCCUUUCACGGUGCUGGUAUUGAAUGCAACCAUCAUCACCGGAAGUGUCAUUGAAGACACAUUGAAGGAGUACAAGGAGGACGAUGUCUAUACUGUAGACUUUCUUGUUGGACUUCAAAUUAUCUCGCUGAUAAAGCAUGCCAAACUCGACGAAUCCGGGAUUACAUAUCUUAAGUCAUUGUCGCUACCAUAUCUCCUAAUCGACAGCCAAUUAUCUUGCGGAGCUUCGAUUGGUAACUCAAUCAAGAACGCAAGGAUCAUUCCGCCUGGACCAUACGUGGGCAAAAUUCAUUCCGGAACGCUAUCGCUGUUUAAAACAUAUGGCACCUUUUACGACCAAUACGAUGCAUUCAUGGCCGGCGUAACCCCUAAUGAUGACGGUUCCUACGCAUACGCGCGGAUCUGGCAUCCAGAGCAUUACGAAAUUAUGAUUCCGUACCCCUCAAAGCUGUAUACAAGUCUCCUUGACCCAGCGCAAUAUCCGCUCGCAGGUCGCCGAUUCGGGAUCAAAGAUAUCAUCGAUCUCGAAGGCAUAAUCACAGGCGGUGGAUCACGUGAAUAUGCACGGCUUUACAACACGCCCAAGAACGAGACGGCGCCCGCCAUGGCUAAGUUGAUUGCACUGGGAGCAGUACCUGUGGGUAAGACGAAGAGUGCCACAUUCGCAUGGGGAGCUUGGCGAGACCAGAAUGACGAUAUACCCUAUUCUUGGAACCCUCGGGCUGAUGGCUAUCUUGGGCUCUCCGCCUCUAGUUAUGGAAGUGCAGCUGCUAUCGCUGCGUACCCUGAGUUGGAUUUCACAACUGGGACUGAUACACUUGGGAGUGUGAGAAACCCUGCCGACCGAGCGGGAGUUUACGGUUUGCGAACAACCUGGAGGGCCGUGGAAGUCGAGGGCAUCAUCACCAGCGCCAUCACAUUAGAUUCCGUUGGUUUCCUUACCCGCGAUCCAAUUCUCGCCCAAGCAAUCGCGAAUGUCUGGGAAGGCCAGGGAAAUGCCGCUUUGGCUCCCGGCCCCUUCACCUACCCCAAGAAGAUCAUAUAUCCUAUCGAAUGGUUCCCUGUAAAUUCUAGCGCGGCUCAAACUCUCAUUGACACUUGGAUUGCGAACGUCACCAACGCACUAGGCAUGACUAUCGAAUAUCAGAACACGAGCCAGAUCUUCCAGGAAGUCAUUGGCUACAACGGCACCAUGGGCGACUGGACAACGAACGUCAGCUCACUAGACAUAUACGAUAAUUGGGCAACCAUGGGGAGGCAGUUUGUGGAAGACUAUGGCAAGGCCUUUGGAGGCCGAUAUCCAGAGCUUGAUGUGAGCGUGAGGACGCCAUGGGCUGAGAGCCCAACGUAUACGAAAGAAUAUUACGAUGAGAAUACGGAGAGAGCUUGGGAGUUCACUGAUUUCAUCAAUAAUCAUGUCAUCACCGGGAAUAAUGACACUUGUUCGGACGGACUGUGGAUUUACCAGAUUGCGGAUACCGGUGGUGGUGUGCCUGAGUACCGCGACCGCACUCUAGACUACUUCCCCGACUUCGCGGGCGCUAUGCGUGGGGCGUCGAUAGCACCGUUCGCACAUACUACGGACAUUACCGUGCCCAUUGGUCAGAUCCCCUACAUGAGUGAGAUUUCGCAUGUUGAAGAGCAACUCGCUAUCACGCUAAACUUCGUCGCUCACCGUGGCUGUGACUUGGCGCUCAUGGAGUUCAUCAAGGCGUGCGCUGACGCCGGCUUCUGUGCUGAGGUCAAGACUGGGCGGACGGCAUUUUGAGAGUCCAGGGGCACGAUCUGAGCCUGUAAUCACUUCUAGAUCUGGGUCAAAUUGUCAACUUGAGAACAAGGUGCGUCAAAUAGGAGAGUCUACAUGUACUUAUUCCCUACCCCUUGGGUUGGCCCCGCAGGAUGCUACAAAUAACACACAAUGUAAAGUUUGAUGCAGUAG